Messenger RNA from Oryzias latipes (Japanese medaka), 1408 nucleotides. It is a transcript of the gene etv7, whose product is annotated as ETS variant transcription factor 7. Gene Ontology annotation, cellular component: nucleus. NCBI's taxonomy places the organism in Eukaryota, Metazoa, Chordata, Actinopteri, Beloniformes, Adrianichthyidae. Gene Ontology annotation, biological process: regulation of transcription by RNA polymerase II; cell differentiation. The record is from RefSeq and is a predicted model, not a curated record. Gene Ontology annotation, molecular function: DNA-binding transcription factor activity, RNA polymerase II-specific; sequence-specific DNA binding.
GUUGAGUUUUUGUCCGACAUUAUGAUUCUGUUUCUAUAAAAAAAAAGGAUUUCGGGGAGAUGUGAACGUACUUUUUGUAUAUUUUACUGGGUUGUAAGUGUAUUCAAAUAUACAGAAGUAACUUGGUUUUCUCUGCAAUCGAAGAUACAAGAGACUUAUUUCAUGGCGAGCACUCCCCCGUCACCUCUAAAGCAGCAAGAAAACAGUGCAAAUAGCUUGUCAUCUGUACACGAGAAGCAAAGCAGUCUCAGUCUGCCUCCAAAUGUGCGUCACUCCCCCCACAAUCAGGAUCCAGUGGUCAGCCCACCCCCUCCUGAGGACCUGUGGCAUCUACCUGGACGGCUCAGAAUCAAUCCGUCUCUAUGGGAUAAAGAGGAUGUGGCCCUCUGGCUCCACUGGGCUCAUAAGGAGUACUCACUGCAGCGUGCAGAAAAGGGCCGCUUUGAGAUGAAUGGAAGAGCUUUGUGUCUUCUCACCAAAGAAGACUUUAGACGUCGCUGCCCGAGUUCAGGCGACGUUCUGUAUGAAAUCCUUCAAUGUGUGAAGCAACACAGGAGAGGUGUUGUCUGUGAGACCCCCAUUGUGUCUUUGGGGUCAUCUGGGAACAUUCAGAGUGAAGUCAGCUGCCCGGUGCCUUUUGGGACUGUUCCAGAGCAACAGUCUGUGACAAUCAGUGACAACUCAGUUUCCACUGUUGCCACCACUGCAGUUUCUGCAGCUCUCACAGCCACUGUGAGCAGCCGGCCUGAGACGCUGCUUAGAAAUCCCCUGACCCUGGUUUCUUACCCUGCAUACAACAAUGGAUCAGUUGUGCUCUCUGUUGCCCCCAACAACCAAGUUGCAUGUCUGCCACAAACAGAAAGCAUCCCUCAAGAGCCUCUUAAUCUGUCCGGCCGAGAAAAGCCAAGGAGUCCGGUGCACAAAGCCAACGGGCGCAUUCCAAGGUGUAGAUUACUUUGGGACUACGUGUAUCAGUUAUUGUGCGAUGAUCGCUAUCGAGACUACAUCCGGUGGGAAGACGAGGACAGCCUGAUAUUCAGGGUGGUUGACCCCAAUGGAUUAGCUCGUCUCUGGGGGAACCACAAGAACAGAGAGAACAUGACCUAUGAGAAAAUGUCCCGUGCUCUACGACACUACUACAAGCUCAACAUCAUCAAAAAGGAGCGAGGGCAAAAACUCCUCUUCAGGUUUCUGAAACUACCACAGGACAUCCUGGAACAGCAGGGGGAUGCUCCUGUAUCCCCGGAUCACACUCCGCCUCCAGAUGAGUUGAGUGAUGAUCAUUUUGAGGUUUCACCUGAUCGAGCUUCUCCGCAGCCUCCCACAGGUGCCCCAGUAACAUAGAAAAAACAUGGGAAAUCACAAUACAAACUGUGUAAAUAUAAAUAAAAUUGCUUUGACUUAAUUA